Messenger RNA from Suillus bovinus, 549 nucleotides. RefSeq lists its product as uncharacterized. The transcript has 4 exons. The coding region runs from base 1 to 549 and encodes 182 amino acids. The record is from RefSeq and is a predicted model, not a curated record. NCBI's taxonomy places the organism in Eukaryota, Fungi, Basidiomycota, Agaricomycetes, Boletales, Suillaceae.
AUGUUUGAUUCACCUUCAGCACAUUGCAAAAUGCUCUUAUCUGUGGACAAAAGAUGGAUUAUUGGUAGUGAGGAAUCCAGCCAUUUCAAGGAGGAAGCAACACUAGGAAAAUAUUGUGCUGCAUUGGAUGAACUGGAAUGUCUGGUAGUUAUGAGAUUAUUUGAGCUUUCAAAGCUCUCAUUAUCGGGCACAGGUCUUGACAAGGCUUUACAGCAGCAUUCAGACACUAUUUGCAAUGCCAUCAAUCACUACAAUAUUGCAUGGAAGCACAUUGUUGACUACAGCUUCCUUGGCGAGUUUGACCUGUUGCACAACUCCCACACUGAUAUCCAAAGCCAUGAUUGGGCAAAGCCAGCUCAUCACAAAGCAACUACCAAGUAUUUCAAACUUUUUCAAGCUCAUGAAGAAAUCACACAACUCAAUGUGGAAGUCUGCUGCCUCCAUACUGCUAUCCAUGAUGAAACCGCUGAGACAUCUUUUGUCAUCAACAAUCUUCUCGUUUCUGACUCAUUGCUCGCUGCUGAGCUGAAAUCUCAGUGGCAUUCAUAG